Messenger RNA from Kockovaella imperatae, 2508 nucleotides. Its product is annotated as bifunctional catalase/peroxidase. The coding region runs from base 265 to 2454 and encodes 729 amino acids. The record is from RefSeq and is a predicted model, not a curated record. NCBI's taxonomy places the organism in Eukaryota, Fungi, Basidiomycota, Tremellomycetes, Tremellales, Cuniculitremaceae. The transcript has 2 exons. Gene Ontology annotation, biological process: cellular response to hydrogen peroxide; hydrogen peroxide catabolic process. Gene Ontology annotation, molecular function: heme binding; catalase activity. Gene Ontology annotation, cellular component: cytosol.
CUACUCGAUGCCAUUCUGCUCUCUCUCUCUCUCUCUCUCCCUCUCUCUCUUUCUUUGCGCCGCCCCCUCUCGGCGUCUGCCCACCCAGCUGGGGUCCGAACCGGACAUUCCCCGCCCAAUGACCCAGUCCUAUAAUUGGCAAACUCCACCUCGUGACGACUCCCACCGGUUAACAACGUUGCAAUUUGAAAUAAAUAACCACCCACUUCACUCUCUCACCCAGAUCGUCGCCCACUUUACCCAACAUCUCCACACACAUUCACCAUGUCCAAGUGUCCUAUCAAACACGCCAACGUCGGAGGAGGUGGCCAGCAAGCCAAAGAUUGGUGGCCCAACAACCUCAAGCUCGACAUUCUUCGUGCUCACAAUGCCCCCAUUCCACUCGAGGGCAACUACGCCGAGCGAUUCAAGUCGCUCGAUUACCAAGGUCUCAAGAAGGAUCUCACCGCGUUAAUGACUGAUUCUCAAGACUGGUGGCCAGCAGACUUUGGCCACUAUGGUGGAUUGUUCAUUCGAAUGGCGUGGCACAGUGCCGGAACUUACCGUGUCACGGAUGGACGAGGCGGUGGAGGCAGCGGUCAACAGCGAUUCGCUCCACUCAACUCGUGGCCUGAUAACACGAGUUUGGAUAAGGCCAGGCGAUUGCUCUGGCCGAUCAAGCAAAAGUAUGGUGACAAGAUCUCCUGGGCGGAUCUAUUCCUUCUCACAGGUAACGUCGCCAUAGAGUCCAUGGGCCUCCCCACAUUCGGAUUCGCCGGAGGACGAGAGGAUGUGUUCGAGGCCGACUCCUCGACCUACUAUGGAGGUGAGGACACCUGGCUCGGCAACGAUGUUCGAUACUCGGGCGGAAACCACGGACCUGGAGCUGCAGGAUCAGGCACUGUGGACGGGGAUCAAAGCAAAUUGCAACACAAGAAUAUCCACACAAGGGAUCUCGAGAACCCCCUCGCUGCCUCACAUAUGGGUCUCAUUUACGUCAACCCUGAAGGUCCCGACGGUGUUCCCGACCCUGUUGCCUCGGCUCGAGAUAUUCGAACGACUUUCGGCCGUAUGGCCAUGAACGAUGAGGAGACUCUCGCGCUGAUCGUCGGAGGUCAUUCGUUUGGAAAGACUCACGGUGCCGCGUCGACCGACAACGUGGGUCCCGAACCCGAGGGCGCCGAUAUCGCCCAACAAGGCUUCGGAUGGGCCAACAAGCACGGCAGUGGAAAAGGACCUGACGCGAUCACCUCGGGUCUCGAGGUCAUCUGGACUUCCACCCCGACCAAAUGGAGCAACAAGUACCUCGAGUACUUGUUCAAAUACGAGUGGGAGAAGACUACUUCCCCGGCCGGUGCCCAUCAGUGGGUCGCCAAAGACGCCGAGGAGAUCAUCCCAGACGCGUUCGACUCCAACAAGAAGCACAAGCCGACCAUGUUGACCACCGAUUUGGCUCUCCGCUUCGACCCCGAAUACGGAAAGAUUGCCAAGCGAUUCCUUGAAAACCCCGACCAGCUCGCUGACGCGUUCACUCGCGCCUGGUUCAAGCUUCUCCACCGAGACAUGGGACCGCGAUCCCGAUGGCUAGGCCCAGAGAUCCCCAAGGAAGAGCUCAUCUGGGAAGACCCCGUCCCUGAGGGCAAGAAGCUCUCCGACAGCGAGGUCGAUUCGCUCAAGAAGGAGAUUCUCGAUCUCGGCAUCGAUCACACUGACCUCAUCUCCGUCGCUUGGGCCUCUGCCUCCACCUUCCGAGGCAGCGACAAGCGAGGCGGUGCCAACGGUGCUCGCAUCCGCCUCUCCCCCCAAAAGGACUGGAAGGCCAACAACCCUCAUGUCCUCCACAAGGUUCUCCAAGCCUACGAAAAACUCAGCAGCAAAGCCUCCAUGGCCGACCUCAUCGUCCUCGGAGGUACCGCCGCUCUCGAAAAGGCCGCCGGCGUACCCGUGCCCUUCACGUCUGGACGAGGUGACUCCACCCAAGAACAAACCGACGUCCACUCCUUCCGCUACCUUGAACCUCACGCCGACGGUUUCCGAAACUUUGGACACGGUACUGACCGAGUCAGGACCGAGCAAUACCUCGUCGACCGAGCCAACCUCCUCAACCUCUCCCCCGUUGAACUCACCGCUCUCGUUGGCGGUCUCCGAGCCCUCGGUAUCUCCCACGCACAUCACGGUGUCUUCACCAAGCGUCCCGGCCAGCUCACCAACGACUUCUUCGUCAAUCUCCUCGACAUGAGCACCGCCUGGAAGGCCACUGACCAGCACCACGAAACAUUCGAGGGUGUCGACAGGAAGACUGGACACAAGAAGUGGACCGCCACCCGAGUUGACCUCAUCUUUGGAUCUCACUCCGAGCUCCGAGCCAUCGCGGAGGUGUACGGCAGUGCCGAUGGUCAGGAGAAGCUCAUCAAGGACUUUGUCAAGGCCUGGGUCAAGGUCAUGGAUGCGGAUAGGUUUGACAUCAAGGCGUAAGAGGAGAGCGGGGAUACCUGGGUAUCAAGUGAAAUGCAUGGUUACGUUCCAGAA